CCCAACCCGAGCCGGCGAGUUAUCAGCCGCAGCGGACCCUCUGCCUCUCGCGCUGCCGUGCCCACUGGAGCCCGCCACCCAUCUCCCCGCGACGUGCUGCCCUGCACCCGCAGCCAUGUGCCGGACCCUGUCCGCCUUCCCCACCACCUGCCUGGAGAGGGCCAAAGAGUUCAAGACCCGGCUGGGGAUCUUUCUUCACAAAUCAGACCUCAGCUCCGAUGCUGGCAAUGCUGGCAAGUCCGAGGGGAGCACCAAACACAGCAAAGAGCGAAACUUCUCAGAAGAUGUGCUGGGAUGGAGAGAGUCGUUUGACUCGCUGCUGAGCAGUAAAAAUGGGGUGGCUGCCUUCCAUGCUUUCCUGAAGACGGAGUUCAGCGAGGAGAACCUGGAGUUCUGGCUGGCCUGUGAGGAGUUCAAGAAGAUCCGGUCAGCUACCAAGCUGGCCUCCCGGGCGCACAGGAUCUUUGAGGAGUUCAUCUGCAGCGAAGCCCCCAAAGAGGUGAACAUAGACCACGAGACCAGGGAGCUGACCAGGACCAACCUGCAGGCUGCCACGGCCGCGUGCUUCGAUGUGGCUCAGGGGAAGACACGCACCCUGAUGGAGAAGGACUCCUACCCACGCUUCCUGAAGUCACCCGCUUACCAGGACCUGGCGGCCCAAGCCUCGGCCACCAACGCCUCUCCGUCCAGCUGCAGCUCAGCAGAGCCCUCACACACCUGAGCCUCCUGGCAGUGAGGAGCCAGCCGGGAAGAGAGGUUGAGUCACCCAGCCCUGAGGCAGCUGCCCCUGUGUGGGAGGCAGGUUCUGCAAAGCAAACAAGAGGACAGGGAAGGAAAAGCUGUGUUGUUUUUUGUUUUGUUUUUGGAAGCAACAGCCUCUCCUCCAGAUACUGUGGGACCGAACUUCAUGCAUGAGAGGGUCGUCCCCAGUCCCAGGACCUGUGGAUAAGGGCGGAAGGUCACGGCUGUGUGGUGCUCUCUGGGGAAAAGAAUGGUGGUGCAGGAGGUAUCACUGGCUCUUGUCACUCUCACCGGGGCAGGAACUAGUCCAGGGUGGUUUGGGAAAUGUAAAUAAAGGGAAACUCAAAAAUGGAAGGGAAGACAGCCAGGUCAGCGGUGUUGCCUGUCGCACAGCUGACCGAGCACAGCCCGUGUGCCUCAUUCCCAGGCUGUCCUGGGCACAGGAGGGAGCCCUGGAUGCGGACCCUUCCCGUUCCAUCCGCCGCACCUGCCUCGCCGCCCAGGGGCCCUUUAGCUUGUACUUCUUACCACUCCUGUGUCCAGCCUCACAGUCUUUUCAAGGCCAGGGGACCAGCGUGAUGCUGGCCCCAAGGGAGAUUUUUAUACCUCAAACACUGGCCUUUGAGUCCCCUUCCACGUCAGCAGAGAGCCCCGAAGAGAAGCUCAUGGGAAAUGAACCUUGGUGCUCUCGGUGACCUUGUAGGUGGUCCCUGACCUUGUGUUUGCAGCAGGGUCCACACGUGAGCAGGGCCUCUUGCUGGGAGACGCCAUCGAGGUGCACUUGCAAUGUUGAGGGACCACAAUGACCCUUGGACAGAUCCCAGAAGCUGGGAGUGGAGUUAGAGGGAGAGGCUGCUUGGAAGAGCAGGACUGGGAAAAUCAGAACCUGCCUGUCACCUCAGGGCAUCGCUGAACAAACCUGCUGAGGCGGGGCCUGCGCAGGAGCCCAGGCUGGGGAGGUGACGGACCAGGUGGCCCCCUGUGCCCGGGAAAUCAGCCCUGUUCUCGCUGCACUGUGAGCUCCUCCAGGAGACAAUUAUUUAAGUUAUAACGUCUGGCUGGUUCUGUGACGACUGCCAGAGCAUGUUAUUUUUGUUACUGUCUAUGGGUGUGAUUGCUAUUGUUAUUUAUUAUUGUGACUGUAGUUUGCCUCGACCCCCGAGCAUCUCAGCAGGACCUGGCAGCCUGUGUCCCUCCCCCACCAGGCUCUACCUCGGGACGAGCUGGGAACCUCUCUGCGCCUGUCAGGAAUUCCUCAUUAUUGAAAUAUUUAUUUAUUGUUGACAACUGGAGCUGGUUUCCGAGAUACAGAUGAUGUACUCAAUCCCUAUGUUUCCUGUUACAGCAUGUUAUAUUCUUGUAAAAUAAAAGUAAAACCCCCACAUGA
Eptesicus fuscus (big brown bat) is the source of this 2128-nucleotide messenger RNA. RefSeq names its product regulator of G protein signaling 16 (gene RGS16). The transcript has 5 exons. NCBI's taxonomy places the organism in Eukaryota, Metazoa, Chordata, Mammalia, Chiroptera, Vespertilionidae. The coding region runs from base 116 to 721 and encodes 201 amino acids. The record is from RefSeq and is a predicted model, not a curated record.